Exophiala oligosperma is the source of this 2448-nucleotide messenger RNA. RefSeq lists its product as uncharacterized. The transcript is spliced from 2 exons. The coding region runs from base 229 to 2448 and encodes 739 amino acids. NCBI's taxonomy places the organism in Eukaryota, Fungi, Ascomycota, Eurotiomycetes, Chaetothyriales, Herpotrichiellaceae. The record is from RefSeq and is a predicted model, not a curated record. Gene Ontology annotation, molecular function: DNA binding; DNA-binding transcription factor activity, RNA polymerase II-specific; zinc ion binding. Gene Ontology annotation, biological process: DNA-templated transcription; regulation of DNA-templated transcription.
AUUGGCCGAAUCCUUCUAGGAGGGGUUCGUGUGUCUCGACUCUCUUCUCAACAUACUUCAGGGCUUCAAAGACUUCAAACAGCUCGGCGGGCAAUGUCCUGUCCUUGUUACUUUUACAGCAUGACCCCCUACCCACUACAUACACCCACUACUAAAAUACCCCAACUCUCCACCCUGCGCCGUUCAUUUCCAGAAGGUUAUCUUGAGCUCAUUUCCGGGGCAUAGGCUAUGAUUUCUGCUUCCCACGUUCAAUAUCCUUCCUUCAUUGAUCAUACUCCACCUAUGAUGGAUCAGGCUCAUCAAGCCUCGUCGACCCAGCGCGGCAGGCCUCGUCAACGCUCGGCUGUGGCAUGCACUUGGUGUCACUCACGUCGUGUAAAGUGCAAUGCCGCGGCCAGAGGCACUCCGUGCUCCAAUUGCGAGACGGCCGGCCGACAGUGUAUGCUCAUCGAGAGCAAGCGAGGCAAGAGGAGAAAAAUCUCAACUUCCUCAGCUUCGCCCCCCAUCGCGCGCGACCAGCAUGCCGCAGAGAUCCCGAUCCCGGGCACAGCGGUUGCACAUGGCAAUGUCUAUGAUCCCUUGAGGGACAUACGGCAUACACCGAAAGAGACGCCGAUUGGGCACACAUCUCGCCCCUCGAGUUCCCCCUGUGACAAUGAAAAGCCUGAAACGGGACAAGAAGCACAAGAGACGCUCUAUGCCCAAGUACUGGACAAGGCUACUAAUGCCGAGAUCACUUCAGAGGCCAAAGAGGGAGUUGUGCACGUAAUGUACAUGGGAGAGACCUUCAAUCUCACCCAUCUGCUGCGACAAACGAAUCCAGAAUCAGCCCGAUCAACCCGGAAACGGCACUAUGUUGUGCGCUUCAAUCCCCAAAGCCAGUCCGCCGCUGUAGAGGAUGAGUAUGACGAUGACAGCAGCCUAACGACCUUCCUCCAGCAGCAAGGCUGCUUUGUCGUUCCCAAUGUACAUACUUGCUAUCAGCUCUUCCGCACCUAUUUCGAUUACGUUCACCCUCACUAUCCUAUACUUGAUCGCACCGAGUUCGCAUCGCAAUAUGCUGACCCAACUCGGCCUCCGUCAUAUCUCCUUCUCCAGUCCGUCCUAUUCAUGGCUGCUGGACAUUGCGACAUGGCUGUCCUGCGAGAGGCCGGGUUUGACUCGAGAUACCAUGCUCGCAAGACCUUUUUCAAACGUGCAAAGGCUCUCUAUGACAACGAUCAUGAGCCCAACAAGGUCACUGUUGUCCAAGCAGUCUUCUUGAUAAGCUUCUGGUGGAAUGGUCCAACGGAUCAGAAAGAUACCUGGCAUUGGCUAGGUAUUGCUAUCAGCUUGGCUCUGACGCUUGGUAUGCACCGAUCCACCGAGCAUUCGGACAUGAAACCAAAAGAUCGUUCGCUGUGGAAGAGAAUAUGGUGGUCCUUGUUCGCAGAAGAUAAACAUGCCGCAACUGCUCUCGGGCGCCCAGUUCACAUUCGUAAGGAAGAUUGCGAUGUUGAGUUAUUGCAUGAAGGAGACUUCGAAGAGCAGCCGGCAUCUAGACCGGACGUUUUUGGUCGUCCUGAGUCUUGUGAUGCUCUAUAUGUCAUGGCUCUCGUGGACUUGUCCUUUAUCGCAGAAAGGAUCGUUCACAGCUCGUUCACGGCAUUCAAUUCCACAACCUCCGACAAUGCCACGAUGUUUCAAGAAUGCUCCGAAGCCCUGGAGCAGUGGAAAUCUCAAUUGCCACUUGAGUUGGACCUUGAGAGUAACAGCUCUUGUCUGUGGACAAGUAUGUUGCAUGUGGCGCAUAGUUGGUUUGAAAUUGUAACUCAUCGCUCGAUCAAGCCACAAGAUCUAUCGCCUCCCACAAUGAAGACGGCACAUACAUUAGCCAUGGAUGCCGCCAAUCGGAUGAUUCGCAUAGUGGAAGAAAUGUUGUCUCGUUCGCACAUUCUGCAUUGUCCUAUUCACAUUGUGCCCUCCUUGUUUGCGGCUAUGGGCAUGCAGGCAGUUGACAUUUGUUCGGGUCAACCAGUCCAGGAACAACUUGCUGUGGUCAAGGUCAGGCUGGCAAUGAUUGCGCUGCGAGAGUUGCAAAGUACCUGGCCUGUAAGUGGAUGGAUCUUCCGUCUCUUCGCCAAAAUCGUCCGACGCAUCCGCAACGGUGAUGAGCUUUUGCCGCACGAGCCAGUCAACGCCUCGCCUGUGCAAACAAAACAAGCAUACACCGAAGGAACGGUACCAGUGCAAGGUCAAAUGGUCCCUCAACAGCCUCUGUUCGCCGAAAAGUCGCAGUACCAGGAUCCAGGUCUUGCUCAGGCCCAUAUGUAUGCUAUGCAGAAUCAUCCUGCGAGCCGAUAUUUAUUUUCCGAAAACAUCAACCCGGCAAUGCCGUUCAGUUAUCCUCCAGACUGGGGAAGCAUUCUUGAUGACACCGCAUGGGGAGAUUUCGAAUACGAGUUCUGA